Messenger RNA from Physella acuta, 1123 nucleotides. RefSeq lists its product as uncharacterized. NCBI's taxonomy places the organism in Eukaryota, Metazoa, Mollusca, Gastropoda, Physidae. The record is from RefSeq and is a predicted model, not a curated record. Gene Ontology annotation, molecular function: oxidoreductase activity.
CUGCAUAUCUUGAAAACAGGUGUGUUCUUUAAAAAAGCACAGUCUAGACAGCGUGAAGGUGUGCUGAAAUUUUAUUCGGUUCUGGUUUAAUUAUUUAUCUCAGACGCUAAAAAAUCUGGCUAAAAUGACCGAAACAAUUUCCAGCCAGGUGAGAGAGGAUCGGAUCCCUGAACAAAAAGUGUUCGAUGACCUCGUGUUUCCUCUCGUCUUGGCCAACGACACAAACGUCCUUGACCCUAUUCAAACGGCGAAGCAAGCCUGCGAUUGGUUGGCGUCUCAGAAAGCUAAUAUCGAAAGUCAGCUGCUAAAACAUGGCGCCAUUCUCUUUCGGGGAUUUCCGCUGCAGAGCGCGCAGGAUUUCGACGACUUUGUGACAGCCUACGGUCUGGAGUCUCUUUCCUAUGUGGGGGGCGCCGCUCCAAGGGUGAAGGUCACCGAAAAUGUUUUCACGGCUAACGAGGCACCUCCAGAAAAACGAAUUCCGUUUCACCACGAGAUGGCGCAGGUCCCCGUAUCUCCCAGCAUUCUCUUCUUCUACUGCGACAUCGCGCCACCUUGCGGGGGGCAGACGCCACUGGCCUUGUCAAACGUGAUCUACAGGUCAAUGCUGGAGAAACACCCUCAGUUCGUCAGAGACCUGGAGGAGAAAAAGGUCCAGUACACGCGGGUGCUGCCUGAGUUUGAUGACCCGGACACCCCCAUAGGGCGCGGGUGGCGGUCCACGUACCAGACGGACGACAGGGGCGUGGCUGAGGUCAGGUGCCGGGAACAAGGGACGUCAUUCGAGUGGUUGCCGGAUGGAUGUUUGAAAACCGUCACGGCAGUUUUACCGGCAAUCCGUGUGGAUGCACGAACCGGGAAGAAGAUGUGGUUCAACUCCAUCAUCGCCGCCUACAGGGGGUGGCAGGACAGCAGGAACUCUUCACAAAAGGCCGUCACCUUCUCUGACGGCACCUACAUGCCACCGCACGUCAUGGACGAUUUGGAUCAGAUUUUUGAAGAGGCGGCGGUCGAUGUCACCUGGCAGAAAGGGGACGUUAUUCUCGUCGACAACAGACAGGCGCUGCACGCACGUCGGGAGUUUACGCCACCUAGAAGGAUACUGGCCGCACUUGGGAAAUAA